Messenger RNA from Anopheles funestus (African malaria mosquito), 4315 nucleotides. Its product is annotated as AMP deaminase 2. Gene Ontology annotation, molecular function: AMP deaminase activity. Bases 1378 to 3726 code for a protein of 782 amino acids. The record is from RefSeq and is a predicted model, not a curated record. Gene Ontology annotation, cellular component: cytosol. NCBI's taxonomy places the organism in Eukaryota, Metazoa, Arthropoda, Insecta, Diptera, Culicidae. Gene Ontology annotation, biological process: IMP salvage; AMP metabolic process. The transcript has 7 exons.
UCGUACGGGCGAUUAGCUGCUGGCCAGAUUACGUAAAAAAAGCGGUGCUGACACUAGCAGCUACCGGGUGCCUAUUUGCAUUUCAGCGCAGGGUAGUGGCGGAAGAUGUGUCUCGGAAACGAAUUGCCCAUACUGAUAAGUGGACUUGGAUAGUUGCAAACACACGUGCACGGUGUACGCUUCUCAAACAAAAUGGCUUUUGUGCGCCCGGCUGUGUGAGGAAGAUGCGGCCUCGGGGAAAGUUCUGCCUCACACCUCACCUCACACAUGCCCCACACCGUCCGCAGAAAAAGAAGGGGGUCGUUUUUGUGCUCAGAGAUUGGUCGAUCUAGAUACCUUCAAUCGCCGCACAAAGAUAAGCCGGUGAGAUCCGACCUGUGUGUGCAAUACGGUGCUCCAUCCAACAAACAGGGUGAUAAUAAAAUUAUCUUAUCGACGCUAAUUGCGCGUGUGCGAUCGCCGCCUACCAACAGAACCAGUUGGUCAGUAACGGUCAGUCGUUUGGUCGGACGGUGCAACAAGCGUUGGAGCUGUUGGAGAAAUUAGACGACUCCGGGAUUAUAACCAGAACACCGCCAAACCGUGUACCAAAGUGGUUCAAAUACAGUGCGCGUGUGAGCGAGGAGUCACUCUGACUAGCCGGCCGUAUCUAGCAACUCAGUUCGGACGGUUCAGACCGUUUUUUUUUCACGUCAAACCGACCAUCCGUCCUCCACAUCUACCGCUGGGGACCCCGCUUUUACCAGUAACCAGGGUGGUGGGACGAAAACACGAGACACAACGCGGCGGGGAGGACACGAGAUCUAAAUUUAGUGCUUCGCACCCGAGUAACCUCCAACGGAUCGGACUCUCCCGCUGUAUCUGUUUGUGUCUUACCCCAUCGUAACACUUGGUUCCUGUGCCUGGUCAUUGGCACCGAACCAGCUCUCUCGGUUUUGCGCCCCUAUACAAACACAUCCGUGGCCGUAAAGGGACUAUACUGUGUGACGCCCCAGCAUCAUCUCCCACGAUAAAAACAAAAAAAACACACAAAUCUUCCCGAAUCGUCUUGUUUGUGGAUCAGUUUUUGCGUGCUCACGAAACCGGCGCACACGGGAUCGGACGGGUUUCAGUAGUAGUCCGCAUGCCAGUCCGGUCUGGUUGUGAUUAUUUGUUCGCGUUAAGAUCUUCCGCCCAGUACGGUGUGUCAGCGAGAUAUUGGUGACCCAUUGCGUUAGGUACCGUAGCGUACCGCGUCCAUCUUGCUGAAAGCAAGCGAACGACACAGUAAAGUGUUUGUGUAUUUGCUUUGUUUGCUUUGGCACGGUUGCUCGACCCGUCACUUCCGGCACAUUGACACUGACACGGUGUAAGAAAGGCAGAUCAGAAACAGCAGAAAUGAGUGCCCGUGGCGUACUGCUCAAGUGUGAUAUGAACUCAUCCUUCGAUCAACCGGAUCCGGCGAUCAUCAUGUCACCACGAUCACCCGCCAUCCUGCUCAACGAUUACUUCUCACCGGAAGUACAGGGCAAUGAGUCUCCGGCAGGUCAUGCGGGAGGUGGCGGCGGUGGAGGAGGAGGAGUUGGAGGCGGCGGUGGAGUGCUAAGCGGAGCGCUUAGCCUAUCCCAGGAGGAUAUUGUUGGUGUGCUGCCCAAUGAAAUAUCGGCCCCGUACGAAGUUCCACAGUUCCCGAUCGAGCAGAUCGAGAAGAAGCUUCAGCUUCAACGACAGCUAAACGCCAAAGUAAUGGAGCAAGAUCGGCACUCGAUUGCGCCGGAAGUACAUCCGGACGAGCAGCUACCGUUCGACGAACAUGACUUCGUUGCCCACUUCCAGCGAGUGUCGAUCUCGGGCGAGGACACCAGCGGCGUACCGUUGGACGAUCUCGAACGGGCCUCCACGUUGCUGGUAAAGGCGCUGGAGCUACGCGAGAAGUAUAUGCGCAACUCGCACCAAUGCUUUCCGCAGACGACGGCACGCUUCCUGAAGUCGACACAUUCAAGUACGAUCACGCACCAGGAACGUAAAUCCAUCGCUGACCAUCCAGUGAAUCCGCCCCAGAGCACUCAGUCACCGUGGGUCGUGGAAAUACCGGAGGAUCUGAAUUACAGCAUCCGACCGGUUAACGGGGUGUUUGAGGUGUUCCCAACCACAGACACAACGGAACCGCUUCCCUACCAUUACACACGUCUGCCCGACUUUGUACAGGACAUGCAGAUGAUGUGUUCGAUGAUUGCGGACGGGCCGCUCAAAUCAUUCUGCUACCGCCGGCUCAGCUACUUGUACUCCAAGUUUCAGCUGCACGUCCUGUUGAACGAACUGCGUGAGCUUGCAUCGCAGAAGGCGGUACCGCACCGUGACUUCUAUAACAUCCGCAAGGUGGACACGCACAUCCAUGCGGCCAGCUGCAUGAACCAGAAGCAUUUGCUACGCUUCAUCAAGAAGACGCUGAAAAAUAGUGCGGACGAGGUGGUGACGGUUACCAAGGGUACACCGAUGACACUCGCGCAGGUCUUUCAGUCGAUGAAUCUGACCACGUACGAUCUGACCGUGGACAUGCUGGAUGUGCAUGCCGACCGUAACACCUUCCAUCGGUUCGACAAAUUCAACGCAAAGUACAAUCCGAUCGGUGAGUCGCGAUUGCGCGAGGUCUUCCUCAAGACGGACAACUACCUGAACGGCAAGUACUUUGCGAACAUUAUCAAGGAGGUAGCGAGCGAUUUCGAGGAAAGCAAGUACCAGAAUGCCGAGCUGCGACUAUCAAUCUACGGCAAAUCGCCGGACGAAUGGUACAAGUUGGCCAAGUGGGCAAUUGACGGUAACGUGUACUCGGACAACAUCCGCUGGUUGAUACAGAUACCGCGUCUCUAUGAUAUCUUUAAGACGAAUCAACUGAUGACCUCGUUCCAGCAGAUUCUGGACAACGUGUUCAAACCCCUGUUCGAGGCGACCAACAACCCGAGCAAACAUCCGGAAAUACACACCUUCCUGCAGUACGUGAUCGGGUUCGACUCGGUAGACGAUGAGUCGAAGCCGGAGAACCCACUGUUCGAUGGGGAUGUGACACCGCCGGCCCAGUGGACGGACGAGGAGAAUCCACCGUACGCCUACUACAUUUACUACAUGUACGCGAACAUGACCGUACUGAACCAUUUUCGGGCGGCACGCGGCAUGAACACGUUCGUGCUACGGCCGCACUGUGGUGAGGCCGGCCCGGUACAGCAUCUCGUCUGCGGCUACCUGAUGGCGGAGAACAUCUCGCACGGUUUGCUGCUGCGCAAGGUGCCGGUACUGCAGUAUCUUUACUAUCUCGCACAGAUUGGUAUUGCGAUGUCACCGCUAUCAAACAACUCACUGUUUCUGAACUAUGAUCGCAAUCCGUUCCCGGAGUAUCUAGCCCGUGGGCUGGUCGUAUCGCUCUCCACUGACGAUCCGCUCCAGUUUCACUACACCAAGGAACCACUGAUGGAGGAGUACAGCAUUGCAGCACAGGUGUGGAAGCUUAGCUCGUGCGAUAUGUGCGAACUGGCACGGAACAGUGUGCUUAUGUCUGGGUUCCCGCACAAGAUGAAACAGCACUGGCUUGGACCGAACUAUACGCGUGAAGGUGUGGCCGGUAACGACAUUACCCGCACGAACGUCCCGGACAUACGGGUCGCCUUCCGGUACGAGUCACUGCUAGACGAGCUGGCCAAUAUCUUCAAGGUGAACAAUGAGCAAAAGAUGCAGUACGCCGCACAACAGUAAAAUCACACCAAGAAAACGCACAUUCGCUGGCUCCCGUCCUUUCUAUCCGUUGCGCAUUCUCUCUUUUCUCUUUCUAUAUCUCUCUGUCUCUCUCUCUUUACAACUCGUUCUAUUAAGCCCCACUUGGGCCUUUUUAUUCAACUGUUUGCGGCGGGCUGUGACGGUGUUGUGCGUGUAUGUACAAGGACUAUCGUUGUGAUAACAUGGUACACCUCCACGGCUUAUAUCGAUGGUUUCAUGCGUUUCUUGUGACUGUGUGUGUGUGUGCGCGUGCUCAUUGUUCUUUUUUCAUCUUCUUGUUCUUGUUGCGAGAGCCUUCAUACUAGACCAAACCAAUGGCUCUUUUAAAGCUGGUACGUUCGUUAAGCUACGGAUGAAAUUGGACAACCUCCGUUUCCAGGUUAGGGAGGCCACUGUCGGUCUCCGUCGCCGUUUCCUUUUCCGCUAGCAAUCGGGUCGACAACUCUCAUUAAUUGUAAUUUUCAAUAAAAAAAAACCAAAUCAUUAGGAACCAAUCGCAAAUGAAAUAGAAACAAACACACAUAUUAUAUAGCAGUUAAUAAAGAUAAACUAUUUAUAUAUAAAUCUA